This is a messenger RNA of Rhipicephalus sanguineus (brown dog tick), 796 nucleotides long. RefSeq lists its product as uncharacterized. The record is from RefSeq and is a predicted model, not a curated record. Bases 161 to 796 code for a protein of 211 amino acids. Lineage: Eukaryota; Metazoa; Arthropoda; Arachnida; Ixodida; Ixodidae. The transcript has 2 exons.
AGCUGCCGAAAAAAACUACUCUCAAAUUGAGCGAGAGGCACUCGCACUUGUAUUUGGUGUCACAAGGUUUCGAGAUUACCUGCUCGGACGAGAAUUUGUUCUUGUUACUGAUCACCAGCCGCUGCUCGGCUUACUAAGGCCAGAUCGUCAAACACCCGCAAUGGCCGCGGCAAGAAUUCAAAGGUGGGCGCUCCUCCUAGGCGCUUACAAGUAUCGCCUGCAAUACAAGUCCGGUAAACAGCUCGUAAAUGCUGAUGCACUGAGUCGGUUGCCUCAACCUUUGCAGCACGAAGUCUGUGCCGAGGAAGACUCGACUGAGUGCGUGCUCCUGCUACACCAGUGGGACGAACCGGCUAUUCCAGUGAAGGAACUACAAGCCUCGACGGCAGCGGACGUCACGCUUGCUGCGGUUUACAGGGAGCCGCCAGCAUCUCGGACGACAGUGGUGGACUGCGAGCAAUGGACGAUCGCGCCAGGUGAUGCCGUGUAUGUUCGAAAUUACGGUGCCGGUGACAAGUGGACCCCGGGCAAGGUCAAGUCAACGGAGGGCUCAAGAGUGGUGUCUGUAGAGACAGACAAUGGUAUCGUGCACCGUCACGCAGACCAAGUUCGCAAACGAAUGCCAGACAGACCAUCCGCUACAAUGUCAAACAAUGACUCCGAGGGAACUGGUGCACAGCCCAGUGACGGAACUACAACCCUUCAGUCAGCACCGCCGUACGUCGCAGCAGAUGUUCAACCCCAGCUACGUCGUUCCACUCGUGAAAGAAAACCCGUGGAGCGUUAUGGAUUCUAA